Molecule: messenger RNA, 581 nt
Organism: Halichondria panicea
Lineage: Eukaryota; Metazoa; Porifera; Demospongiae; Suberitida; Halichondriidae
Exons: 3
Coding region: 32-517 (161 amino acids)
Source: RefSeq, a predicted model, not a curated record
CCUUCUUCACUGCAUGUGAGAAUCGAAUACAAUGUCUGGUGGUCGAGCUCCUAGCAAGAAUGUCACCUGGACCAAGCCUCAGGAGCCUACAUUCCUCAAGGCAUUCAAGGAUAAAGUAGGGUACAAAGAGCCUGUCAGUAUUGAUGCAAAGCGUGAGGCAGGGCCACCCCCGAGUGUGGAGGACAGAGAAGAUAGAGAGGAUGAGCUGCCAACUGUUGUGGUCCUUAAGGCCGGGGAUGUAAAUCAGGAUGAGUUCAUGCAGUACAGAAAGACUACGAAGAAGAAGGGUGAUGAGAGUUCUGGUGACGCUGAUGGCACUGGCAGAAUAGUGUUCAACAAACCAACCAAAAGAAAGAGCUCAGAAGGAGCUCUCGGUGCGUCUACAAGUAAGAAAGCCAAAAAUGAUGAAGAUCAUCGAAAAACCGGGCAAAAGAAGACUAACAGUAGCAAAGGAGUUAAAAACAAAGGAGUUAAAAACAAAAGUUUGUUAUCUUUUGGUGAUGAUGAUGAGCAAUAGCAAUUAUAAUAAUUAUUAUUGUUCAUUUCAUUGCAACUAUAUCUACAAUAAUAAUUAUCUACAA